This is a messenger RNA of Papaver somniferum (opium poppy), 1614 nucleotides long. RefSeq lists its product as uncharacterized. NCBI's taxonomy places the organism in Eukaryota, Viridiplantae, Streptophyta, Magnoliopsida, Ranunculales, Papaveraceae. Bases 1 to 1614 code for a protein of 537 amino acids. The transcript is spliced from 2 exons. The record is from RefSeq and is a predicted model, not a curated record.
AUGAAAAGAUUAGGCCAAUCAAAGGCUUCAGGGCCAGAUGGUUUUCCUAUAAGUUUUUAUGUUCUUGUUUGGGAUAUCAUUAAGCAAGAUAUGAUGUUGGUGAUUAAGGAGAUGCAACAAAAGAAUUUCUUGGACUGGAGGUUAAAAAACAUUUUCAUAGCCUUAAUUCCAAAGAAAGACACAAUUGAAGAAAUAAAAGACUUAAGACCAAUUAGUCUUGUCCAUGGAGUUUACAAGAUUAUCUCUAAGAUACUUACAGACAGAUUCAAAAUCAUUUUACCUGAUAUUAUUUCUUCUCAGCAAACUGCAUUUUUGAGGAAAAGGCAAAUUCUGGAUGGAGUUCUUGUUGCUAAUGAACUCAUUGAUUCAAGAAUUAGAAGUGGAAGACCUGGAAUUCUAGUUAAGGUGGACUUUGAGAAAGCAUUUGACCAUGUAAAUUGGGAUUUUCUUGAUGAAAUCAUGGCUAAGAUGAAUUUUGGAAACAAAUGGAGAAGUUGGUUAAAAUGCUGUGUGGAAUUGGUGAGAUUCUCUGUCUUGGUGAAUGGUUCCUCUGAAGGCUAUUUCAAAUCAAAAAAAAGUCAUUUGCAACUUGCUGAUGACACUUUAAUCUUUCUAGAAGCAGACACUGUCCAAGUUGAAAAUAUAAGAAUUCUUCUCUUAUCUUUUGAGAAACUUACAGGCUUAAAAAUUAACUUUGCAAAAAGUGAAAUUUUUGGUGUUGGACAUUCUGGAGAUAUUACUCAAUUUUCUUCUAUUCUGGGUUGUUAUAAUAGUGUUUUUCCAACUACUUAUCUGGGAUUGCCUUUGAGUGAUAAGAGUGGUGGUGUUGAAAAGUGGAAACUGGUUAUUGAAAGAUUUAUCAAAUACCUUGCUGGAUGGAAAAAAGCAACUCUAAACAGAGCAGGUAAAAUUUCUCUUAUUAAUAGUGUUUUGGCAAGUCUGCCAGUUUACUAUAUGUCUUUGUUUGUUAUGCCAGCUUCUGUGGCUAAAAGGCUUGAACAUAUCAUGAGAAAAUUUCUAUGGAAUGAUAACAAAGGUAAGAAGAAAAUGAAUUUGGUUAAGUGGCCUGCUAUUAGUAGAAGAAGAAAAUAUGGUGGUCUUGGUGUUAAAAACUUAAAAAAAAUGAAUAAGGCUCUUCUUACUAAGUGGCUGUGGAGAUUUGCAACUGAAGAUAAUGUUUUAUGGAAAGAUAGCAUUGCUGAGAAAUAUGAAAUUGAACAGCUGGGUUGGAUAACAAAAACUCCAAAAAUGACUUAUGGCAGAUGUCUAUGGAAAGGAAUUAUGAAGUGCAGUACAAUUUUUAAAAGUCAUAUAAAAUUCAAAGUUAACUCUGGUAGUAAAACCAGAUUUUGGAGGGAUAAAUGGAUUUUUGAUUCUCCUCUAUGCACUAAGUUUCCUAACCUUUUUGCAAUCUCUAGAACUAAAGAUUUAACAGUGGCAGAUGUUUUUGAUGUCAGUGCAGAUGAUUGGAAUUUACUUUUACCAAGAAGAAUGUCACCUGAUGCUAGAUUGGAACUCUCAAGUCUGCAAAAUAGUUUGCAAGGCUUUGUGCUUAACUUAAUGCUUCAGAUGAAAUUUUAUGGAACACUACCAGUAAAGGUCAAUUCUCAGUAA